Molecule: messenger RNA, 207 nt
Organism: Colletotrichum abscissum
Lineage: Eukaryota; Fungi; Ascomycota; Sordariomycetes; Glomerellales; Glomerellaceae
Exons: 1
Coding region: 1-207 (68 amino acids)
Source: RefSeq, a predicted model, not a curated record
AUGCCCCACACUGUAAGUCCCUCCCGACUACCCGCUUCCGGGGUUCUAAUUCGUUACCAGACUUUGACACUCUGUAGUUUUGCUGCAUGUCGACCGACCAGGCCAAGAAGCAGCAUUCCUCUGCCGUGUCUGUCGGAACCUUUCUUGAGUGUAUACCGGUCGACAACCCCAGGAUCACGGUCGUAUCGAACCAGACUUUAUCGAUGA